GCGAAACACUUUGUUCUAAAGCCAAGUUUAGGGGAAAAUGCCUUUUCUUCCUUCGAAAACAACCUAUGUUCGUCCUUUACGUGAAAAUAAUGAUAAUACUGAUUGUCAGAGGACAUUUGCUUCUCCUAUGUGUAACAAAAUCCAGCAGUUUGAAGUUUCUGAAAAUGGCAAUGUAAUUGGUUUCAAUGGAGAAGUUAAUUUGGAAAAUAUGGAUGAAGUAAAGAAAGUAUACUUGGAGAAUCUGAAUUCUAUUCAUUCUAAAUUGUUUUCUGGUGUUGAAGAAAUUCAGAAAUGGAAAACUUCUGUUGAAAUGGAAAGCAAGCAGAAGAAUAAAAAAAUAGAAGAAGUUUUACAAACCUUAGAAGUGCAAAGAAAAACUAUAUUAGAUUUACAGCUGGAAAAUGAAAACCUUAGUUACCAACUUAGUGAAGAGAUUCAACAAAGGAGUUUUGUAUUAGAAAAGCUACACUCCACUAAAGAAUUAUGUUCUGCUUUGAAAAAACAUUAUAAUACCCUACAAGGACAUUAUGAAUAUCGAAAUAAAAUAGAAGAGGGAUUUAAUAUUGCUGAUGCAAAAAGAUUGUCAGCAAUAGAAAAUCUGCAAAAUAAGUUUGAAAGAAUGUGUCGAGAACAUUCUGAGAAAGUUGGUUAUUUGAAUGAUGCUUUGGCCUCUGAAACAAAUAAAGCAUUGAAUUUAAAGGAAACUUUAGAACAACAGAUGGCAAUAUUUGAAAAUGAGAAAGAGUCCCUUUGUAGAAUGAUUGAAAAUCUACAGCUAGAAAUGCAAAGGAUUUCUAUAGAAAUUGAUGAAGAAAGGAAAAAAUCUAAACUUGUGAUUGAAGAAAAAAAUGCUCAAGUUAAUAAACUUGAAGAUUUAAUUGCAAUGUAUUCAUCUAAUCUAAAGAAAAUAGAAGAGACUUCACAAAUAACUCUGAAUGAAAAACUAGAAUUGGAACAAAAGCUUUUAUCUGAAAAGACAAAAAAUGAUAAUUUUGUGAUGGAAUUGAAUCAAUGUUUAGAAAUUGCAAAACUACAAGAAAAGGAAUCAGAAAAAAAGAUAUCAGCUUUGAAUGAAACUGUUUUAUCAUUGGAAGAUAAAAUUUGUAACAUUGAAGCCAAAAUGGACAAAGAAAAGCAAAGCAAAGAAUUUUUAAUAUCUUCCAUUUCAAUUCUCGAGAAAGAAAAAAACAAUUUGGAAUCAAUGAUUUCUGAAGCAAAAGAUGAAUUAACUUCUUAUGAACAGCUGAAAAAUGAAUAUAGAGCUUUGGAAGAGCAAAUAUCUCAGUUUUCUGAGAAAGAAAAAUGUUUUAAUAUUACUUUAGAAAAUUUGAAUGAGGAGCUUCUGCAGUACAAAUCAGAAAAAGAAAGAGACUUUGUGUUAUGUAAUGAAAAAGAAGAAAAUUUGAAGAAAAUGAUUCAAGAAUAUAAAACCAAAAUAGUUGAAGCAGAUGAAAAAUUAAAAUCAGUUGAAAAAAGUAAUGCUGAACUUCUACAUAAAAUAGCUAUAUUAGAAAAGGAUUCAAGUGCAAAAACUGAUGAAAUAUUCGUUCGAGAUGAAAAGGUAUUGAACUUGGAAUUUACAGUCAAUUCUUGUCAAGAACUAUUGGAAAGUCUGAGAUGUGAAAAUAUCUCUCUAAAAGACAAAAUUGAAGCAGAAAAAGUUGCUACUUGUUUAGAAUGUGAACAACUUGCAACUCAGCUAAAACAAAUGGAAAAUCUUAACAUAACUCUUCAAAAAGCUGAAGAAGCACUUCAGAAACAAAAAACAGAAAACAUGGAAAUCAUGAAGAUGUUAAAUGAUGCAGAGGAUAGCUAUAAUAAUGAUAGGAUAACUAAGGAGAAAGAGAUUAUAAAAUUUCAAGAACAAGUUCGUAGACUUGAACAGGAAAUGAGAAUUAUGAAUGUCAAGGUUGAAGAAUUCCACACAUUAAAAUCCUUAAAUCAGAAACAGAAAGAUGAAAUUGAGGAAUUGAAACUCAGAAUUACCAAACAAGAAGAAGAGUUGAAUGAAUUGAAAUCUGAAAAGGAAAAAUUAAAAGGAAAUCUAGAAAACUUCAAAUAUUUUACAGGUAAUGAAGUGACUUUAAAUGAAAAUAAAGAGAAUACCACUGGAUCAAUAAAAAUGGAAGGCCAAAAUGAAAUGCGUGAAACUAACAAGAAUAAAAGAUCAAAAGUUCAUACAGGAAAGAAAAAAAGAAAAACAAAAAAUCAGAACCAUCUACAAAAUAAAAGUUUGGAAAAAGACUCUAUAUUCUCUGGACUCAAAGAAGGUGUAUGUGAGAAGAAGGAUACUGUAAAAAUACCCUCCCAAAUACUGAAUGAUGAUAUUGAUUCAACAAGCUCUGGUGAAACUGAUUUUGGAAAAAAUACUUCAAAAGCUCCCGAGACAAAACUUAAGGAUGAUGUUGCUGUGUCAAAAUAUCUUGAUUCUUCAAAAAAGAAUGAAAAAUCAACAUUAUUAAAUAUGGAAAAAAAUAAAUGGGAAGUAGAUUCAAGUGGAUCAGAAUAUUUAGAAUUAGCCUUCGACAAGGAUUCUGAAAAAUUUAUGGGCUUGACUCCAAAAAAGUCACCAUUUUCUAAUAGUAAGCUUGACUCAUCAGCUACAAACAAAUCCUCUUCCUCUAACUCUAGAUUGAAAAGGGAUAACCAGUGCGUAAAUGCAGAUAAUCAUGCAAAGAAAUUUGGACUGCCAUUAAAGAAAAAUAAAACUGAAUUAGGGCAUCCUGUAUGGACACAAUCAAUAAUGACACCAGAAAAAAAUACCGAUUUUUGGAGAGUUAAAGAAAAUCUACAAAUGAAAAAUAUGUCAGCAUUUAAUACACCAUCUACACCUGCGGAUAAAAGAAAAAUAUUCAGCAACACAUCAACUCCAUCUAACCAAAGAAAAUUUUUUAAAACUCCUUUAUCUGACAGAGAUAACAAGUUUAAAAAACCUACAUCUCAAGCAGCAUGGUCUGAUUUUCUGAAAUCUUCAAAGUAAUAAUUUGUAGGAUUAUAUUGAUUGUUAAUAUUUAUUUCUUGAUGAAUAGUCACAAAACACUUUGUAAUAAUAAAUGAGAGAAACACAAUGU
Argiope bruennichi is the source of this 3071-nucleotide messenger RNA. RefSeq names its product synaptonemal complex protein 1-like. NCBI's taxonomy places the organism in Eukaryota, Metazoa, Arthropoda, Arachnida, Araneae, Araneidae. Gene Ontology annotation, cellular component: synaptonemal complex. The record is from RefSeq and is a predicted model, not a curated record. Bases 38 to 2980 code for a protein of 980 amino acids. The transcript has 31 exons. Gene Ontology annotation, biological process: synaptonemal complex assembly.